Messenger RNA from Dendronephthya gigantea, 2058 nucleotides. Its product is annotated as E3 ubiquitin-protein ligase RGLG3-like. The transcript has 4 exons. The record is from RefSeq and is a predicted model, not a curated record. Lineage: Eukaryota; Metazoa; Cnidaria; Anthozoa; Malacalcyonacea; Nephtheidae. The coding region runs from base 262 to 1254 and encodes 330 amino acids.
UCGUCAUCAAGCUUUUUUCUCAUUUAGAUUAAUAACCUUUUUUAAUAAAGGUUUGAUGUAUCUCAUACUAAGCGAAAACGAUAGUAUUUCCGUUAGCAGCGGUAUUUGAGUUUUUCAUAAAGGUACAGCAAUUACAGCCUUGCAUAUGUAAUAUAAUACGCUUGUUAUCUGAGGAAAAUAUCUUCGGAAGAGAAGAUAUGAAGACCGCAUUUAUGUUCAAUUUUCAGGUGAAUCACGAUUGGAGCAAAUUUUCUAUAUAAAAUGGAUGUGGACAUUGAAGCUAUAAAAAACUACUUACUAUUUUUGAUUACUAUAUUAAUCAUAAUGCUGAUUUACAAGAUGUUCAAAAGAUAUCCACUAUCAAAGCCCGAACCUAAAAUAGUGGAUGCAUCUCGGCUGCCUACAGGCGCACUCACAUUUGACGCUAUUGUUAACGAAUUCCUCACCUUAAAGGAAAUCACUUGUGCAAUUAGAAAAGCUGGCAUGGAAAAAUGUCAACUCAUUCUUGGAAUCGACUUCACUGCAAGUAAUGAAUGGCAGGGACGAAAAACAUUUUCUCAGAAGUCACUUCAUGCAAUUUCCGAGAAAAUAGAUGAACGGCAUGGUCGCCGUGGUGCACUGCAUCAUUUGGGAUUGUUUCGCGAUAAUCCCUAUCAAAAAGUGAUAUCCGUGUUAGGACAGACGUUAGAGCCUCUGGACGACGAUAAUCUUAUUCCGGCGUAUGGCUUUGGGGACUCGAUCACAAAAGAUAAAGAUGUCUUCUCUUUGUCAGGUGAAAUGAACAAACCGUGCAAAGGAUUCAGAGAAGUUUUGAGAUAUUACAAAGAAGUCGUGAGACGCAUUACAAUGAGUGGUCCGACAAACUUCGUACCAAUUAUUAAAAAAGCGAUCGAGCUGGUCAAGAAGACGCGGGAAUAUCAUAUUCUCGUAAUCAUUGCUGAUGGACAAGUCUCUGAAGAACAUGACAAAGCAACACGUCGUGUUAUCAUCGAAGCCAGUAAUUAUCCGCUCUCAAUAAUCUUAGUUGGUGUUGGAGAUGGUCCUUGGUGUGUUAUGAAUAAAUAUGACGAUAAGCUACCAGGAAGACAUUUUGAUAACUUUCAAUUCGUUGAUUAUCAUUCUGUAACAAAGAAAAUGUGGAGAUCUGACCUGAUAUUUGCCGCUCAUGCUCUGAUGGAGAUACCUGAUCAGUAUAAGGCAAUUCGUGCACUGGGGUUGAUGGAAAACAUGCACGAUGAUUCUGGAAUAGAAUGAACAGUGUUACAUACAGCUAUAUAAUUAUGCAUAUUACGCACAGUGCGCUAAUACUGUUACAAAUGCUAGGGAUACGCCCACUCUCACAUUCGAUUCUAUUUGUUUGGCUAAAAUUUCAAUUUUUAAGACCGCUCUCACUGCUUCACCGGCUGUGGGCAACGAAGUACGAACUGCAUAACUUGGACGAUUUGUAUAAGAACCUCAAUGACAAUGCCAUAAAUAAGCGUGAUCAUGCAUGCAUUGCAUGGGCAAUAAAAGCAAAAUUACAUGCAUGCGUUCAUCCAAUUUCAAACAGUGUCCAAUUUCAAAGUGUUUGAGAAAUACAACGGCAUCCGCAACCGCGACGUGCUUAUCCACAAUGGCAUUGCUCAUUUAAGACAAAUGAAAUUUUGAAUUACGUAGCGUUUAAAGUUGCACAUUGACGUAGUUGCAGAAAUGGCAUCGUGAUUUCCACCAAUUUCACGGUGCAUGACCACGCGGCAACAAUUAAUGUGUUGGAUGUUGUUUGGAGUGUUUAAAGCUAUCAUACUGAUCGACGAUGCUCAUAAUAAAAUAAUAAUAAAUGUUUAAGAGAAAGAAGAAACUUGAAGAGGCAAAUAAAGUCAAUGCUAACUCAUAUUUUGUUUGCAUACCACAAUAUUGGGUAAAUUUCAAAACCAAUUUAAUGAAUAAAGAAAAUAACGAAUAUAAAUUAUCAAUAUGUCCCAAGGUUGGUCAUUAUUAGUGAGCUUAAGCAAGUGACGUUUUUGGCAACACAAACGACAUGGGUUACGUCAAAAGACUGGGUCAAGGAUUGUGAUUGGU